Molecule: messenger RNA, 562 nt
Organism: Trematomus bernacchii (emerald rockcod)
Lineage: Eukaryota; Metazoa; Chordata; Actinopteri; Perciformes; Nototheniidae
Gene: ctxn2
Product: cortexin 2
Exons: 2
Coding region: 317-562 (81 amino acids)
Source: RefSeq, a predicted model, not a curated record
CAGCAAGAAAAGGAGCAUGAGGAGAGGAGCUCUAUCUCUAAGAAGAGACACAUAUCAUAGCUUGAUCCAGCCUCUCCCCUUGCUUCUCCGUUUCUUUAGCUUUUUGUUUGGAUGAGAGGUCACCCUAAAACAUCCAGUAUGUCAGCGAUGGAUGGUUUAAUGGAUAUGUGUCUCAGGGCUGCACGAAAGAGGAGUUGUUCGCAAGAAACAGCAGCAACAGGUCUGUGAGGAUGGAACGAUAAUGACGGUAACAUGCAGGCUUCUAAACGCCUGACACCUUCAGAGGUGAGAUGAGGCAACUAGAUGUUGGUUUACCAUGUGUAGUGUCCACUACAACCACUCCCUUGCUACCAUGAGCGGAAACGACAUGAUGGCGCACUCCCUGACUCUGGAGCAGAAGACAGCGUUUGCCUUCGUGGGGAUGCUGCUGGUGUUCCUGGGGCUGCUCAUAGUAAGGUGCUUCAGGAUCCUGCUGGACCCUUACAGCAGUAUGCCCUCUUCCAACUGGGCUGAUGGCAUUGAGGGGCUGGAGAAAGGGACAUUUGAGUACGCUCUCACUUAA